CUCAAUUCUCCUAAAAAUUAUCAUCUCUUCCUAAACGCGCUUCAUCACUUUCACCCACCUCCUUUCCUUCACGACUACAAGCUUCAACUUCUACGGCCAUAACCCCUCCCCAGUAGUCAAUCUCUUUCUCUCUCAGCCUGCGUAUCACUUUCUCAGAUCUUUUUCUCUCUUCGGCCGUCCGAUCCAGCAGCUCUGAACCUGAGGCGGCUCUGAGAGGCUCCGUUCUGAUCAGAAAUGGAGAACUUGAUCACUUUGGUGAACAAAAUCCAGAGAGCUUGCACCGCCCUAGGUGACCACGGUGAAGCCAGUGCAUUGCCCACUCUAUGGGACUCCCUCCCCGCGAUCGCCGUCGUCGGUGGCCAGAGUUCGGGAAAGUCUUCUGUGUUGGAGAGCAUUGUUGGAAAGGACUUCUUACCUCGUGGAUCUGGAAUUGUUACUCGGCGUCCACUUGUCUUGCAGCUCCAUAAAAGUGAGGAAGGCAGCAGAGAAUAUGCAGAGUUUCUCCACCUUCCAAGGAAAAGAUUCACUGAUUUUUCUGCUGUAAGGAGGGAGAUUCAAGACGAGACUGAUCGAGAGACUGGCCGUAGCAAGCAAAUCUCCAGUGUUCCUAUUCAUCUCAGCAUUUAUUCUCCUAAUGUUGUCAACUUGACGCUCAUUGACCUUCCUGGGCUUACGAAAGUAGCUGUUGAGGGCCAACCAGACAGUAUUGUGCACGACAUUGAGAAUAUGGUUCGCUCCUACAUUGAGAAGCCCAACUGUAUAAUUCUGGCCAUUUCACCCGCUAAUCAAGAUCUUGCUACAUCCGACGCUAUCAAAAUCUCACGUGAAGUAGACCCUACAGGGGAGAGAACCCUCGGGGUGUUGACAAAGAUUGAUCUUAUGGAUAAGGGUACUGAUGCAGUGGAUAUAUUAGAAGGGAAGUCUUAUCGGCUGAAAUUUCCUUGGGUUGGUGUUGUGAAUCGGUCGCAAGCGGAUAUUAACAAGAAUGUUGACAUGAUUGCUGCUCGGCGUAGAGAGCGUGAAUAUUUCUCGAAUACCCCUGAAUACAAGCACCUAGCUCACAGAAUGGGUUCUGAGCAUCUGGCAAAGAUGCUUUCGAAGCAUUUAGAAACUGUAAUCAAGUCCAGAAUCCCGAGCAUUCAGUCCCUUAUUAACAAAACAGUUUCAGAACUUGAAACCGAGUUGAGUCGUCUUGGAAAGCCAGUUGCUGCAGAUGCUGGAGGAAAGUUGUACAUGAUCAUGGAGAUUUGUCGUGCUUUUGAUCAAACAUACAAGGACCAUCUUGAUGGGGUGCGUCCUGGUGGUGACAAAAUUUACAAUGUCUUCGAUAACCAGCUUCCUGCUGCUCUCAAAAGGUUGCAGUUUGACAAGCAACUUGCAAUGGAAAAUAUACGGAAGAUUAUAACCGAGGCUGAUGGAUAUCAACCUCAUUUAAUAGCUCCUGAACAAGGAUAUCGUCGUCUCAUAGAAUCAACUAUAAUUACCAUCAGAGGUCCUGCUGAAGCAGCUGUUGAUGCGGUCCAUGCCCUACUGAAGGAUCUAAUUCACAAGGCUAUCAGCGAAACUCUAGAGUUGAAACAGUACCCUGGCCUCAGAGUAGAGGUUGGAAAUGCAGCUAUUGAAUCACUUGACCGGAUGAGGGAAGAAAGCAAAAAAGCAACACUCCAGCUUGUUGAUAUGGAGUGUAGUUACUUGACAGUUGAUUUCUUUCGGAAACUUCCUCAAGAUGUUGAAAAGGGUGGCAACCCAACACAUUCAAUCUUUGAUAGAUACAAUGAUUCAUAUCUUAGGCGAAUUGGGACAACCGUAUUGUCGUAUGUCAAUCAGGUCUGCGCAAGUUUGCGAAACUCAAUUCCCAAGUCCAUUGUUUAUUGCCAAGUGCGGGAGGCCAAAAGAAACCUACUUGUCCACUUCUUCACGGAGUUGGGUAAAAUGGAGCCGAAGCGGCUAUCAGCCUUACUGAACGAGGAUCCGGCCAUCAUGGAGCGACGUACUGCACUCGCAAAGAGGCUGGAGUUGUACAGGGCUGCACAAUCUGAAAUCGAUACAGUUGCUUGGUCCAAGUGAGCUGUAGUCAUUUCUUUUUGUCCGAUGGAUUUGGCUACUACACGUCAGCCUGUCAUGUUGUAUGUAGUUUCCGAAUUAUGUUCUAUUUUUCUUCUUACUUUUUUAUUUUUUUAAAUUUUUUGGUAUCAUUUAGUUGUAAAGAGGUGAUUCGUCGUCUUCGUAUGCUACAAUUUACACGUUCAAUAUUAUAUAUGAAUGCGUCAUUAGUUC
Molecule: messenger RNA, 2277 nt
Organism: Juglans microcarpa x Juglans regia
Lineage: Eukaryota; Viridiplantae; Streptophyta; Magnoliopsida; Fagales; Juglandaceae
Product: dynamin-related protein 5A-like
Exons: 16
Coding region: 235-2067 (610 amino acids)
Biological process (GO): receptor-mediated endocytosis
Cellular component (GO): plasma membrane; cytoplasm; microtubule
Molecular function (GO): GTPase activity; GTP binding; microtubule binding
Source: RefSeq, a predicted model, not a curated record